AUGACAGCUGCUUCAUUUGUUACCGUCAGAGGACAAAUCAUUUCAUUGGAAUCACAAACAGAAUCUUCAUUAUCUCGUUAUUCUACAUUUGCACAAACUACAAGUUCACAAGCAAAUGGCGAUGAAAAGGCAUUAGAUGAACAAAUUGAAAAAAAAUUAUACAAGAGGCAAGAAAUUAUUGAUUCACUAGAUAAAAUCGUUCAGAAAAAUCCAAAUAUCUCAUCCUCUAAAUUAUCACAAUUACAACGUCAUAAGGAAAUAUUGCAAGAUCAUUGGAAAAAUUUCCGUAAUAUUAGAUCAUCCAUUCAACAAGAACGUAACAGAUUGAACCUAUUGUUUAGUGUCAAGACAGAUAUAGCUCAACAUAACAAUAAAACGAACGAUCCUGCAACGAAUGAAAAUGAAUAUAUUCAAAAUGAAUCCAGAAGAAUUGAUCAAUCAAAUAAUGUCUUGGAUAGAUUAAUAUCACAAGCUUUUGAAACGAGAGAUCAAUUCCAAAACCAAUCAGUUCUUUUACAUAAUGCAAAUAAUAGAAUCUUACAAACUUUACAAAGAAUCCCUGGUUUGAAUCAUGUUAUUGCCAAAAUAAAUACAAGAAGGAAAAAAAAUGCAUUUAUAUUGGCCACUGUGACUACUUUAUGUAUCUUAUUCCUAUUCUUCACGUGGUAG
This is a messenger RNA of Naumovozyma dairenensis CBS 421, 669 nucleotides long. It is a transcript of the gene GOS1, whose product is annotated as Gos1p. NCBI's taxonomy places the organism in Eukaryota, Fungi, Ascomycota, Saccharomycetes, Saccharomycetales, Saccharomycetaceae. The transcript has a single exon. Gene Ontology annotation, cellular component: Golgi medial cisterna; SNARE complex; cis-Golgi network. Gene Ontology annotation, biological process: endoplasmic reticulum to Golgi vesicle-mediated transport; vesicle fusion. The record is from RefSeq and is a predicted model, not a curated record. Gene Ontology annotation, molecular function: SNAP receptor activity. Bases 1 to 669 code for a protein of 222 amino acids.